Bombyx mori (domestic silkworm) is the source of this 1225-nucleotide messenger RNA. It is a transcript of the gene wgn, whose product is annotated as tumor necrosis factor receptor superfamily member wengen. The record is from RefSeq and is a predicted model, not a curated record. Gene Ontology annotation, molecular function: protein binding. Bases 407 to 1081 code for a protein of 224 amino acids. NCBI's taxonomy places the organism in Eukaryota, Metazoa, Arthropoda, Insecta, Lepidoptera, Bombycidae. The transcript has 4 exons.
CCAAAAUAACAUACUGAUCUCUUUGGUUCUGAUAAAACAUAUGUUAUUAUCGGAGAUUCUCUCAUCCCUGGUGUUGUUAAUCAAGUUCAUGAAACGUAAAUCCUUCAAGACGGGAGGAGGGAUAGAGGAACGAUCUACGACCGCAUUCGGUCCGUUUCCCGCGCUCAGUGCCUCGCUUGUCGCUAUCAGCGAACGGGCUAGUGUAUACGCGAAAAAUACGAUCGAGAUUUGGGCAAAGUCCUGUUAAAAAUCAUUCAUAAUAACAUUAACGACUCACAAAUUAACAUUUCCAUUAAUUGUAAAAAGCCCAGUGCUCAGUCAAUGCAAUUGUGAUUUUGGUGAAAGUGAACUUUCUAAAGAAUGUAAUUAUUGAGAUGUGGACCUCAGUGAAUACUCGACGGCCUACAUGAAUAUAAGGGCUGGGGUAAUGCAAGGAGACAUAACAAAGUUAUGUGUGCUAGUCGCUACACUGGCACUGGGCAAAGUAUGGGGCGAGGGGUUGUGUGAGCGGGGGCGUAGCUUUUGGGACCAGAAGAACCAGGCUUGCACCCCGUGCACGCACUGUGACCCAACCCUGCGCCUCGUUGUCAAAUACCCAUGUGAAGUGUACCGGGAUACCAUCUGCCAGUCCAUCUACGAACUAGGGAUAUGGCCCUUCGAAAGCGCUCAGGGUGAUACUAAAGACAAUGACGUCAGUGAUGACGAAUACUACGAGUACACGGAUUAUGAUAGUGAAGUGAGUAAAGAUAACGAUGGUGAAGUGACGUGGGACCUACAGACUACCAGUUUGACCCUGGCCGCCAGUGGGUGUGUCGUUUUCUUUCUCGUGGUGCUAGUAAUGUCACUGUACCAUGCCAAGCAAUGGAAGGUAAUAAAGCGGGCGCUUAAAUCAGAUGUUCAAGACCUCACUGCUAAGCUAAAACUCAUGGAGUCCGGUGGAGACGCGCCUGCGGAACCCGUAGUUACUACUGAUCAUCACUUAUACUGUAAUAUUCACUUAGGAAAAGAAGCUCUGCUUGGUACAACACCAACCAAAAAAGGCACGGGCAACGUGUACACACAAGAGAAGCAUCCGUCUUGAUUAAAUACCACCGAAUCAACUAAUUUAGUUAACUGUACAUACAAACCGCAGUCAACAUGUAAAAUUAUUUUAUUUUUGUAAAAUGACCUCGCAUAUGAAGCACAAAACAAAACUAUAUUUUCAUAUACAAAUUUUAUCUUAUUA